Messenger RNA from Dentiscutata erythropus, 4248 nucleotides. Lineage: Eukaryota; Fungi; Glomeromycota; Glomeromycetes; Diversisporales; Gigasporaceae. The record is from the annotation of a GenBank genome assembly.
AUGAAAGAACAGGUUCUAGAAACGGCUCCUCGAAAAAUCAAACAUAUCCAAUUCAGUGUGCUUACUCCACAAGAGAUCGUCAAAAAUGCACAACUGGCCAUUACUCAUCGCGAUCUUUUCAAUGAAAAUCGAGCUCCAAUGGAAAAUGGUGUCUUAGAUACGCGCUUGGGAACUUCAGAUCAUGACAUACUUUGCGAAACAUGUGGUGAAAGAAUGGCUCAGUGUAUUGGCCAUUUCGGUUAUGUCAAGCUGGUUUUACCAGUAUUUCACAUUGGUUAUUUUAAAGCUGUUAUCAGUAUGUUGCAAAAUAUUUGUAAGUCAUGUAGUCACGUCUUACUGGAAGAAGACGAUAGGCGAUCAUAUUUGAAACGAAUAAGAAGUUGUAAAGAGUCUUCAGCACGUGCAAAAUUAGAAAAGUCUAUAAAUUUAUUAUGUAAAAAAAUCGUAGAAUGUCCAUAUUGUCGUGCGAUUAAUGGAGCUGUAAAAAAAGUUGGCGCAAUUAAAAUUGUUCACGAAAAGUUUAAACCAAAGAAAGCGGUUAAUGAACAAGAAAUUUUCAAAAGUACUUUCAUUAACGCUGUAGAGACCAUGCCAGAAUUAAAAGCGCAUUUACAUAAGGCACAAGAAGAUCUGAAUGCGAUGAAAGUACUCGAUUUAUUUAAAAAAAUUUCUGAUGAUGAUUGUGAACUACUCGGAUUGGAUCCACAAAACGCGCGGCCUGAACUUUUUAUAUGGCAACGAAUUCCAGUACCACCUGUCGCAAUUCGUCCUUCAAUUGCUCAAGAUAACGCGAGCACAGAAGAUGAUUUGACUGUGAAAUUAUCGGAAAUUGUCCAGACGAAUACUAAUAUUGCUGCAGCUUUGAGUAAAGGAAUUACUAUCUCACAGUUGGUGGAACAAUGGGAUUAUUUGCAGCUAACAGUCGCAAUGUACAUUAACAGUGAAAUGCCAGGACUUGGGAAUAUGGCGGUAACAAAGCCGAGUAGGGGUUUAUGCCAGCGAUUAAAAGGAAAGCAAGGAAGAUUUCGUGGAAAUUUAUCUGGAAAACGUGUUGACUUUUCAGGCAGAACAGUAAUUUCACCUGAUCCUAAUUUGCGAAUUGAUGAGGCAUCAGUACCUGAGCUAGUUGCGAAGAUUUUGACUUAUCCGGAAAGAGUAUUUGCACAUAAUAUAGAGAAAUUACGCAAGUGUAUAAUGAAUGGUUCAGAUGUACAUCCUGGUGCAAAUUUCGUCAAAAAUAUGUCCGGAGGGAAAAGAUACCUUAAAUACGCAGAUCAAUCAGCAAAAGAUGCAUGUGCUGCUGAACUACAAAUUGGUGAUGUAGUAGAACGUCAUUUGAGGGAUGGCGACGUGGUCUUAUUUAACCGACAACCUUCUCUUCAUAAACUUAGUAUAAUGGCACACUAUGUUCGUGUCAAGCCGUGGCGAACAUUUCGUUUCAACGAAUGUGUAUGUACGCCUUAUAAUGCCGAUUUUGAUGGUGAUGAAAUGAAUCUUCAUGUUCCUCAAACAGAAGAAGCGCGUGUUGAAGCAAUAGAGUUAAUGGGUGUCAAGAACAACUUGGUUACACCAAGGAAUGGUGAUCCAAUCAUUGCUGCCAUUCAGGACUUUAUAACUUCUUCGUAUUUAAUUACGAAGAAAGACGUAUUUUAUAAUCGUGCUCAAUUUACACAAAUUUGUUCAUAUAUGGCGGAUGCUGACUUACAUAUAGAUAUUCCAUCACCAGCAAUACAUAAGCCAGUAAAACUUUGGACGGGCAAACAAAUUUUUAAUGUUUUAAUGCGUCCAAAUAAGAGUUCAUCAGUUUUGGUCAAUCUCGAAAGUAAAGGUCGAUCAUUUGAAAAAUGUGAAGGCAGAGCACCAGAUAUGUGCCCAAAUGAAGGUUAUGUUGUUAUUCAGAAUAGUGAAAUAAUGUGUGGUGCAAUAGACAAAUCUCUAGUGGGUGAUGGUAAUAAGCAUUCACUAUUUUAUACUAUUCUUCGUGAUUAUGGUGCUGUGCAAGCCGCUUAUGCAAUGAACCGUUUAUCCAAAUUAUGCUCCCGAUGGUUGGCCAAUAGAGGUUUCUCCAUUGGAAUUAAUGAUGUACAACCUGGGGAAAUAUUACGGGAGAAAAAAGAUAGGCUCAUUGCAGAUGCAAAUAAAGCGUGUGAUGAUCUCAUUGAACGGUCCAAAUCCGGGAAACUUGAGAAUCAACCUGGUUGCAAUGAGGAACAAACAUUGGAGGCACAUAUAUCUGGAAUAUUGUCAAGGGUUCGUGAUGAUGCUGGUCAAAUUUGCAUGACGGAAUUAAGUAAAAAUAAUGCACCUUUAAUAAUGGCUACGUGUGGCUCUAAGGGUUCGAAAAUUAAUGUGUCUCAGAUGGUUGCCUGUGUUGGUCAACAGAUCAUUAGUGGGAGUCGAAUUCCAGACGGAUUUCAAGAUCGUUCUUUACCACAUUUUCCUAAACAUUCUAAGACUCCGGCUGCUCGCGGUUUUGUCAGAAAUAGCUUUUAUAGCGGAUUAACUCCUACUGAAUUUCUUUUUCAUGCUAUAUCUGGCAGAGAGGGUCUUGUAGACACCGCUGUCAAGACUGCAGAAACUGGUUAUAUGCAAAGGAAGCUGAUGAAAGCUUUAGAAGACCUUGCUAUCCAUUACGAUAUGUCAGUUAGAAAUUCUUCAGGUGGACUUGUACAAUUUUGUUAUGGUGACGAUGGAUUGGAUCCCGCAUAUUUAGAAGAUGAAGUUCUCCCAGUAGAUUUUAAACGUAAUUUACAACAUAUAAUUAAUACUACGCCAUGGGGUAACAAACCUGGUCUCUUACCAUACGAAAUAAAAGAAGUUAUGGAUUCUGUGCUAGAUAGCGAUGAAUAUCGCAAGUGCUGCACUCUAGCAUACAUAGAAUCUGUACAAAAGUUUAUUCAUCAAGAAUUAAUUGAAAAACUUGUUUCAAUACGUGAUUACUAUGGCUUAAUACGAGCUGAUGAAAGACCUAACGAUGAAUAUAGUGAUAUAGAUCCCAAUUUCAUAGGACCAGCUUCUGUAAAGGCAGUUGUUGAUCAUAAACUUAAAAUUACUGAAAAUCAACUACGAAAAUUUUUGAAUAUAUGCUUACAAAAAUUUGUGAAAGCAAUGAUUGAACCAGGAACUGCCGUUGGUGCAUUAGGUGCUCAAUCUAUAGGUGAACCUGGUACUCAAAUGACAUUAAAGACUUUCCAUUUUGCUGGUGUUGCAUCCAUGAACAUCACUCUCGGAGUACCACGUAUAAAGGAAAUUAUAAAUGCUUCAAAAACGAUCAGUACACCAAUUAUUACUUGCAAACUAGUUAAUGAUUCUGAUGUAAAGUCUGCCAGAAUCGUUAAAGGGCGAUUAGAAACAACCUACCUAGGAGAUAUUGCGAAAUAUAUUGAUGAGAUUUAUGAACGAGACUCCUGUUAUCUUGCUAUAAAACUUGAUUUAGACGCCAUACAAAAGCUUCAGCUGGAAACAAAUAUUAAAGAAAUAUCGCGAGCUAUUCUUAAUGACCGAAAGUUGAAAUUAGAAAUUCAAGGAAUUCGGAUAAUAGCUAACGACGAAAUUGAUGUAUAUGUUCCAGAAAAAGAUAGUUCAAAGAAACUGGAACUAGAUAGACUUUAUUUUCGUUUGCAAGUCUUGAAACGGGCAUUACCUAAAGUUAUAAUUAAGGGUAUUCAAACAGUGACAAGAGCAGUCAUAAGUGAAGCCAAGGCGGGUAAAAAACAAUUACUUGUCGAAGGUUACGGUCUUCGAGAAGUAAUGACAACUGAAGGUAUAUUUGGUACAGAGACAACCAGCAAUAACGUCAAUGAAGUAAAUAAAGUUUUGGGAAUAGAAGCAGCUAGAAAUACGAUUAUUCAAGAAAUUCAAUAUACCAUGGGUCGUCACGGAAUGAGUAUUGAUCCACGGCAUCUGACGCUGAAAUUUGGAUUUAAAAAUCUAAAAAUUUUUGGGAGGGGAGAAGUAUUGGGAAUUCACCGAUUUGGUAUUUCAAACAUGAAGAGUAGCGUUCUUAUGUUAGCUUCGUUUGAAAAGACGACAGACCAUCUUUUUGAUGCUGCUUUGCAUAGCAAACGUGAUUGUCUUGAAGGUGUGAGCGAGUCUAUUAUCAUGGGAAUGCCUAUGCAACUUGGAACUGGAUUGUUCAAAUUGAUAAGAAAGUCUCAUCUUGGUGAUGAAAAACCUCAGAGAAGAAAGUUAAUAUUCGACUCCCGUGAGCACCAUUUAAAAUUCUUAUACUCUGAUGAGCAAUGUUAA